AUGGAAUCCGACGAUAGCGCUGCAAGUUUCUUUGAAGACCCUGUAUUUCUGGAAGGUGGUGCAGAUGAACUCGAAACUCAACCGCUCGACUUCGACGACGAACAUGUAGGAAUGGCUCAAAGUGGAAGAGAAAGCCCUUUUAUUGAACAACUGCCUCCUACGCCACCUCCACAAUUAACUCAUGUAGUGGAAGCCCAACUACCUGCGCUCCCGACAACACCAAGCAAAAUUGCUCAAUUCGCGAGCAAGAUGGGGAUGGUAUCAGAUCCAAAACGCCAAGAGGUCCACAAUCUUAACGAUGCCACAAGUGAAGAACAACAACCUUCGACAAGUGUCUUGAAAAGGAGCUCAAAGAUCACUCUGAGCCCCUCAAAGACAAUUAAAAGAAAGAGGUUGGGGUGUGUCGAUGCAGUUAGCACUUUUGUGUUCAUGGACUUCGAAACCACAGGAGGGUUUCGUGGAGAUAUGGAUUCCAACAGACGACAAGUGGAAGGGAGACUGCGUGAUCCACAAGAUUUCAGCAACUCACUCAGUGCAGUGAUACUGGAAACUCAACGAUCUGAAUACCCACGAAUCACUGAAAUGUCUUUUAUUAGUGUUCCUCGUGAAAUGUUUAUAAGAGGACAAGCGAAGAUGAAGGAACUUUGCGAUUCGGGAUAUGUUGGGAGUCUUCGUGUGCGAAUCGCGGGAAAUGUGCAUACACGUCAGAUAAAUCCGGAGCUGGAUGAACGACAGUGGAGCGCUUAUGAGGCGUCACGCAUAGAGGGGAAAAGCUGUCUAAAUCACUCUAGAGAAGAUCUCAUCCUUAAACAAACUUUUGCACAAGAAUGGCCAGCUGUAAGAGCAUUCCUCGAUUCAUGUCCGAAGCCAGCCUGCCUAGUUGCUCACAAUGGCGUAUGCUUUGACUAUCGCGUGCUUUACGGCGAAAUAUCGCGUUGUGGAUUCAUUGAGAAGGAUAUGGGAGUGCCAGACGGUGUUGUUUUCAUCGAUUCAUGGUUGGCUAUCAAAGAAAUCGAAGAAACACAUAGGAACGAGCUUCACCAUGCAACCAAACUGGUGGAUUGGAAAAUGCUGUCGGAUCAAGUUUCUCUUAGCCGUGUUCCCGCUUGUGAGGACAUUCCUGCUGCGGUUGAAGAAGAGCCAGCAUCGACACAAAAAGUGGCAGAAGAAAUGAAUGCGACUCUAAAUCUGGCUCAACAGCUCCCGUGCGAUCCACGGACUCCCAACCGGCCACCGCCUCCUCGCACAACUCGCAGCGAGCCAGCUAAGCUUGGUGGUCGCCGUCGCCUGUUCGAUGAGGAACUCCAGCAGAUUGACCACCCACUUCUUUUUCUGAAUGCUGAGGAAUGGUCUCCAGCAAAAAGACGUCGUAUUCGUCCAGAUUUUUUCAAACGUCUGAUUGGUGGUCGCUGGGAAUUCAAUCGGACCGUCGCACAAAUGAACACUAGAAACAAAUUGACAACUAUUUAUGAGACGGUUCUUAAAGAUGAAUACAACGCACACUAUGCUCAAGACGAUACUGAAGCUUUGUUGCAGGUAUGCCUCGCUUACGGUAAGGAAUUUUUGGAUUACGCCGACAACAGAGCUGCGGAUUUUCCUUUUUAA
Molecule: messenger RNA, 1605 nt
Organism: Necator americanus (New World hookworm)
Lineage: Eukaryota; Metazoa; Nematoda; Chromadorea; Rhabditida; Ancylostomatidae
Exons: 15
Coding region: 1-1605 (534 amino acids)
Biological process (GO): DNA catabolic process
Cellular component (GO): cytoplasm
Molecular function (GO): 3'-5'-DNA exonuclease activity; nucleic acid binding
Source: RefSeq, a predicted model, not a curated record